GCCCACCAACGUCGGGGCUCGUGGGGGUGCUACCGUACAAAUGCGUGCCCCGUAGUACCGUACAAAUAAAAUGCACGCGACGGCGCACCGGUGACUUCCUUCCGCCGUGCCACCCACCCUCCUCUCGCGGUCGCGGGGGUAGGGCCGGGUGAGCACGAGCGCUGCCCGCUCGCUGAACCAUGGCGGGCUCCGCGGUGGCCGUCGUCCUCCUGUCGGCCGUCGCGCUGCUCUGCCUGUACCACCUCCUUUUCCUCUCCCUGUCCGUCCCGGACCCGGCAGCAGCAGCAGCCGUCCCCCGCCGCGCCGGUGGCCACCAUGGCAGCAACGUUCCGUCCGGGUCAGGAACCGCCAACGUCGUCCUCCGCUUCGGCCUGUCCGGGCAGCCGCUCCGCCUCCACGACCCCGCCUCCGCCGCCGGCCUCCCGGACAUCGACACCUUCCGCGGCAAGCUCGAGCGGCUGCUUCCUCCCGACGACCACGACCCCGGCUGGUCCCGCCGCUUCGACGCCGAGCUCGGCCCCGUGCACCGGUACUUCGGCCCGGACGCGCCGCUGGACGUGCGGCAGCGGAUCGCGUACCUGUUCGCGAUCCUCGACCGGUCGCCCAGGGGCGUCGGCGUCGGCGUCGGCGUCGGCGAGCUGGAGGCCUGGCUGCGCUGGCAGGCCGCCGCCCGGCUGGACGCCGUCACGCGGAGGGAGAUGGCUCCGCACGACACGGACCGCGACGGUGCCGUCACGCUGCGCGAGUUCUUCGCAGACUGGAUCAACAUGGGACAUGACAAAAUGGGGUGGUGGAUGCACAAGUUUGCGAGCGCGGACAGAGACGGGGAUGGCUCGCUCAACGCCGUCGAAUUCAACGACUUCCUGCAUCCUGAAGACAGCAGCCAAGAGAGCGUGAUGCUGUGGCUACUCAAGGACAAGCUAAGCGAGAUGGACCAUGACGGAGACGGCAGGCUAAGCCAGGAGGAGUUCGUCGCUCAAUCUCACAUCAUCAUCUCCGGCGCGCGUCACGCCGACGACGGUGGCCAUGCCCAUGACCUUGAGCGUGCCGAAGCUGCGAAGAAGUUCACAGAACUGGACGCCGACAAGGACAACUACUUGACGGUGGAAGAAGCGCGCUGCGUACUGCAGAGCCUCGUCACGGGGGAGUUCUCCUAUGCUACCUCACAUGCCAAGUUCUUGAUGAAGGCUGAUGUGAACCAUGACGGCAAACUGUCGCUGGAGGAGAUGCUAGACGACUACAUAUCCUUCUACAGCACCGUGUAUAUGGAUGAUCAUUACGCCAGUGAAGGUGAAGUAGAUAGUGAUUCCCGCGACGAGCUAUGAGCGGUUAAGCCAGGACAGGACAGCAAGUCGGAGGUUCUUUACUUUCAAAUACACUAGGAUUUUGCAGCCAAAGGAAAUGGGAAAUGUACAAUCAGCUGCAAACAUCAAUUUUGUUCAUCGAGACCAGCUGCCUAUCUAUUCUACAGUUUCUUUAUAUAAAAAAAGCUAAACAUAUAACAUAA
Molecule: messenger RNA, 1507 nt
Organism: Zea mays
Lineage: Eukaryota; Viridiplantae; Streptophyta; Magnoliopsida; Poales; Poaceae
Source: RefSeq, a predicted model, not a curated record